Suncus etruscus (white-toothed pygmy shrew) is the source of this 3318-nucleotide messenger RNA. RefSeq names its product ADAM metallopeptidase with thrombospondin type 1 motif 17 (gene ADAMTS17). Gene Ontology annotation, molecular function: metalloendopeptidase activity. The transcript has 23 exons. Lineage: Eukaryota; Metazoa; Chordata; Mammalia; Eulipotyphla; Soricidae. Gene Ontology annotation, cellular component: extracellular matrix. Gene Ontology annotation, biological process: proteolysis; extracellular matrix organization. Bases 38 to 3307 code for a protein of 1089 amino acids. The record is from RefSeq and is a predicted model, not a curated record.
UCCUCCUCUUCCUCCCGCCCCCCCUGUUCCCGGUGCCAUGUGUGACGGUGCCCUGCUGCCACCCCACCUCCUGCCCUUGGUGCUGUUGCUGCUGGUCCGGGGAUUCGACCCGGGCACAGCCGUGCACGACAGGGCGGCCAACGUGGAGGUGGUGGUCCCGCGGUGGGUGGGUCCGGACAGCCCGCCACCGCCGCCCGGCACCCUGAGACCCCCUCACCACCACCGACGGCCCCGCGCACCCCACGCUGCGCCCCCCGCGCUGCUGCUGCACCUGCCGGCCUUCGGGCGCGACCUCUACCUGCAGCUGCGCCGAGACCUGCGCUUCCUGGCCCCGGGCUUCCAGGUGGAGGAGGCAGGCACAGGGGGCCGUCGCGGGCACCCCACCGAGCUGUGCAUCUACUCGGGCCGCGUGCUGGGCCACGCGGGUUCCCUGGCCUCGCUCAGCGCUUGCGGUGCCACCGGCGGCCUGGUGGGCCUCAUCCAGCUGGGGCAAGAGCAGGUCUUCAUCCAGCCCCUCAACAGUUCCUGGGGUUCACAUCACAUUGGGGAGCACGUGAUCCGGCGCCGAUGGUCCUGGGCAUCCAACCAUGCCGCCGAGGCCGGGGCAUCAGGACCGCUCUGCCAAGUGCUUGCAGAAAGGAAGAGGGAUCUGUUUCCCUUCUGGCAGGAGCCGCAGCAGCAGUGGCGAGAGCGGAGAGAUGCCAUCAGGCCACCAAGCGAGCACGCCCUGGAGACGCUGGUGGUGGCGGACGCCGACAUGGUGCAUUACCACGGUGCCGAGGCCGCCCAGCGCUUCCUGCUCACCGUCAUGAACAUGGUCUACAACAUGUUCCAACAUCAAAGCUUGGGGGUUAAAGUGAGCAUCCGUGUGACCAGGCUAGUCCUGUUGCGCCAGCGCCCCGCCGGGCUCUCUAUCAGCCACCAUGGUGAACGGUCCCUGGAGAGCUUCUGCCAGUGGCAAAAUGAAGAAUACGGGGGUUCCCGGUACCUCGGCAACAACCAGGUCCCGGGGGGGAAGGAGGAUGUGCCCCCCGUGGACGCCGCUGUUUUCGUGACCAGGACCGAUUUCUGCGUCCACAAGGAUGAGCCAUGUGACACUGUGGGGAUCGCCUACCUCGGAGGGGCGUGCAGUGCCAAGAGGAAGUGCCUGCUGGCCGAGGACAACGGUCUCAACUUGGCCUUCACCAUCGCACAUGAGCUGGGCCAUAACCUGGGCAUGAACCACGAUGACCAGCACUCUCCCUGCUCCAGCCACUCCCACAUCAUGUCUGGAGAGUGGGUGAAAGGGCGCAGCCCCAGCGACCUGUCCUGGUCGUCCUGCAGCCGAGACGACCUGGAGACCUUCCUCAAGUCGAAAACCAGCUCAUGCCUGCAGGUCACCCGGUCGGCGAGCCCAGUGCUCCGCCUGCCCCACAAGCUCCCGGGCCUGCACUACAGCGCCGACGGGCAGUGCCAGAUCCUGUUUGGCACCAACGCCAGCUUCUGCCGGAACAUGGAGCACCUGAUGUGUGCGGGACUGUGGUGCCUGAUAGAAGGGGACACCUCCUGCAAGACCAAGCUGGACCCACCCCUGGACGGCACAGAGUGUGGGCCAGACAAGUGGUGCCGCGCGGGUGAGUGUGUGAGUAAGACGCCGCUGCCUGACCACGCGGACGGGGACUGGAGUCCUUGGAGUGCCUGGAGUCUGUGCAGCCGCACCUGCGGGACAGGUGCCCGCUUCCGCCAGAGGAAAUGCGACCAUCCCCCCCCUGGCCCCCGGGGCCUGCCCUGCCUGGGUGCCAGCGUGGAGCACGCGGUCUGCGAACACCCCCCUUGCCCGCCAGGCCUGCCCAGCUUCCGCGACCAGCAGUGCCAGACGCAGGACUGGCUGAGUGGCAAGACGAAGCACCUGCUGACAGCCGUGGUGGUGGAUGAGUCCCCCUGCGCCCUCUUCUGCCUCCCGCUGGGCACGGAGGCCCCGCUGCUGGUGUCCGAGCGCGUCCUUGACGGCACGUCCUGCGGCCCCUACGAGACGGACCUGUGCGUGCACGGUCGCUGCCAGAAAAUCGGCUGUGACGGCAUCAUCGGGUCCACAGCCAAGGAGGACCGGUGCGGGGUGUGCAGCGGGGACGGCACGUCCUGUCGUGUGGUCAAGCGUGACUUCAGCCACCCCCGGGGCACGGCUCUCAGGGACUCCAGCAGACGAUCCAUCAACAGCGACUGGAAGAUCGCACUCCCCGGAGAGUUCCAGAUUGCCGGCACCACCGUCCGCUACGUCAGGCGGGGCCUGUGGGAGAAGAUCUCAGCCAAGGGGCCCACCGAGCAGCCACUUCACCUGAUGGUGCUGCUGUUUCACGACCAGAGCUACGGGAUCCAUUACGAAUACAUCGUCCCCGUGAGUCCCGAGGCAGGCGAGCGGGAGAAGGCUCCGGACUCGUCGUUCCUCUGGACUCACAGCGGCUGGGAAGGCUGCAGCGUGCAGUGUGGAGGAGGGCAGCGCAGGACCAUCGUGUCAUGUACGCGUGUCGUCAAUCAGACCACGGCGCUGGCCAGCGACAGCGACUGCCCACAAGCAAGCCGGCCUGAGCCCCAGGUCCGCAGAUGCAACUUGCACCCGUGCCAGUCAUGGUGGGCCGCCGGCCCCUGGAGCCCCUGCUCGGCCAGCUGUGAGAGGGGCACCCAGCACCGCGAGGUGACUUGCGUGUCCCAGCUGCAGAACGGCACCCACGCCGUCACCCGGCCUCUGUACUGCCCUGGCCCCCCGCCAGCCCCCGUGCAGAGUUGCGAGGGCCACGCCUGCCUGUCCAUCUGGGAGGCCUCGGAGUGGUCGCAGUGCUCCACCAACUGUGGGGCGGGCACCCAGCAGCGGAACGUGACAUGCGCCAACCCGCGAGGCCGGUGCGACCCCAGCACGCAGCCGCCGGCUGAGAAGCCUUGCGAAGACAACUCGGGCUGCUACGAGUGGAAAACCGGGGAGUGGGCCAAGUGCUCGGCCAGUUGUGGGAAGGGGCUGCAGAGCCGCGUGGUCCAGUGCAUGCAUCGGGUCAGCGGACGCCACGGACACAUCUGCCCGGCACUCACCAAGCCCACGGCCUACAGGCAGUGCCAGCGGGAAGCCUGCGGCCAGGGGGCCCGGAGCAACACUAUCACGUCCCCGCGCCUGGCCGCCCUGACCUAUAAGUGCACCCGAGACCAGUGGACAGUUCACUGCCGGGUCAUCCGCGAGCAGGGACUGUGUUCGGACCCACGCUGGUACCAGCGAUGCUGCCAGACAUGCCGGGACUUCUACGCCUCCAGGCAGCGCCCGCACAGCCCCGACAGCGACUGACAGCCCCGCAC